CAACAAAACAAAUAAUUACAAUAUGGGUCUCCUUCCGGUUAGUGCUAACCAUAACAAAGGAACAGAUCACCUCGUUACAUCCCCUUAUAUACUAUCAAUCACGUCCCCUUGUUAACGAUUGCACCUGUUCCUCCAGUCAGCAUUUUGUCUCUGUCACAGGGGCAGAAAUGAAGCCAUCGUAAAACACUGACAAUGUUUUUGUUAUAGAUUUAGUACUAUGUGCACAAUUUCAGAAUUUGCUCCACAGCGCCCCCUCCCCUAGAGGACUCUAAUCGAACUGCAGCAAUCGGUUGCACAGUGUCUGCCACACACAGGCUAUUGUCCUGCCAUCAUGGCUCAGCAACACCAGGACUUCACAAUGAAUGCAGCUGUCCCCGAGAACCAGUCUCCACAGUUCAACUCAGGAGAAUCCAUGAGAGCAGCCCCAGCAGAGGCAGUCCCAAAGGAGGUCCCGGGGCAGGCGGGGUAUGCUCCCCUCCAGAAUGCUGUUCCCCCCAGGGUGGAGGUCAAGGAGAACGGGAUACCCGUUGCAACACACCUGGGAUCAGGGGAUGGUCAAAUGAAAGGUAUUGCUAAGGUUGAAACUGACAAAGAACAAUCAGCGGCUGCUGAUAAAAUAGGAAAGACCCCCGCGCCAUUUUCUGCUAAAGCUAGAGCCACCUUCACCCCAAAACAACCCUCCUCAGUCACAAUAACCCCUUUGAACAAAACCUCCAGCCCGGCUUCGUCCACACCUGCUUCCUCUUCAUUCACUGCUAAAGCCACCAGUGCAGGAUCCAAAGAGGUGAAGGCAAGGACGCAGGGAGGGGAGGAGAGGAGCGGUCUGAAGAGCCCGGCCUCCAGGGCACCAGGUGGUGCUAGAGUGCCAGCGAGUGGAAGCAGAAUCUCUUCCAAAACACCUCAUACCGCAGCGCUAAGAGGACCCUCUGCUGCUUCUGCUUCUAAGACAGAUGAGAGAAAAUCGGGGAGUGGAAAACCUGAUAGAGAUUCCCCAAGGACCCCUGAGCGCAGUGGAUACAGCAGCCCAAGCAAGUCUCCUUCCAGCCGUUCCCACCUGCCGCCGGGAGAGGCCACCAAGGAGGUGAAGAAGGUAGCCGUGGUGCGCACUCCGCCUAAAUCCCCGGCCUCCAUCAAAAACAGGACCCCCGAGCCCCUGGCCCCGAUGCCGGAUCUGAAAAACGUGAGAUCCAAAAUCGGAUCUAUUGAUAACAUUAAACACAAGCCAGGAGGUGGGAAGGUUCAAAUAGUCCACAAAAAGAUCGAUGUCUCUAAUGUGUCAUCAAAAUGUGGCUCCAAGGACAACAUCCGUCACAAACCAGGGGGUGGCAUUGUGGAGAUCAAAAAAGAGAAGCUGGAUUUUAAGGUCCAAUCAAAGAUCGGAUCUCUCGAUAACAUCGGGCAUGUUCCGGGUGGAGGACAGAAAAGGAUUGAAACUCACAAGCUGUCCUUCCGCGAAACAGCCAAAGCCCGCACUGACCACGGAGCUGAAAUAGUCUACAAAUCACCCACUGCCUCUCCAGACGGCUCCUCCUGUCGCCUUAGCAACGUUUCCUCCACUGGCAGCAUCAACAUGAUAGAUUCUCCGCAGCUCGCCACACUCGCUGACGAGGUCUCAGCUUCCCUGGCUAAGCAGGGCUUGUGAUCCCCAUCCCUCUCUGCUUUCUCUGGGAGAAAUGUUACCUCUCCUUCCUUUCUUUUAGUCUUGCGCAGGAUGUCUAUGUGGUUACCGUCAGCUUGCCUUUUGCCAUUCUUUUGCAGUUCAGUUUGUGGCAAGAAAUUUAGACAGGAUUAAAAAUACAGUACUGUAAUUUAAAACCUGUAAAUUUGUGUAGUGUCAUUGACCUUAUAUAGAGGUUAGGUUACAACAUUCUUUGAAGAAACUCUCUUGCAUUUGAUAUAUUUCAAUGCUAAUGUAUGUGGGCGUCUCAGCAUAUAAAAAAGGACAUUUAACACAUUUCACGCAUUUUAUUGAUUUCAAACAUUUCAAAAAUGUCUUUCUUUUAUGUCAGGAAAACAGCCCAGUUUGUAACAUCUCUUAGAGUGGUGAAGAAGAUUUAACUUUAUAAAUUAUAUUUCCAAUAGGGCAGUUUACCUCCAAAUUUUGAAAUGAAAUGUUUUUUUAAUUUUAUUUAUUUGUCAGGCAACAUAGUAAUUAUAGGGGCUGUUUUAGUCCAAAGGCUUUCUUAUGAAACUGUUUUACUUUUUGUCAAUUUAAUUGUUGGGAUCUCAUGAAUUUCCCUUAUGACCGCCAUGUACAGUAUGAUAUUAAUAACACCAAAUCCACUGUUCAUGUAAUGUCACUUUAAGUUAAGAUUGUACUCAAUUCAAUCUGUGCACAGCACUAAACUUGUUGUUAUUCAGCUUUCAGGAUAGCACAUCAGCAGUUGGACCAACAGGAAGGGCGUUUUGGGGGUACACUAACUUAACAGUUGACAGUAGAUUUAUUAAGUGACAGAAAUGCAUAAAGAAUUUUAGUUUUGCUGGUCGUUUACCAGAGAAAGAGAUCGUAAAUUCCAAACGUAUACAAAAGAAAACCUCUUUGGUGGUGCAGAAAACACUUACAUUUUCUGAUUAAGGUGCAGCGUUGUCUUUCAAGCCUAACAGCACAAUGAGCAACGUUUUAGUGAGUUUGUUCUGAUGUUAAAUCACAGUUUCAAUAUAACUGAUUUUGUACUAAUGUCUUACUCUGGAUCAUAAGUGCUCUCAAUUCAAAACUCAAUUAAAAAAAACUCAAAAAAAAAUAAAGUCCAAAUGAAUAUCGGAAAUCAUUCAAACUAAGUGCAUUUUACGUGUAAAUAUUAAAAUCUUUUUUUUUUUUUAGAAACUGUAAUAAAAGCCAGCUGUCAGGCUUAUAUAACCCUGUUUUAUCCUCUCAAAAAGGGACUGCACCUGUUGGUACUGUGCAUAAUAUAGUAGGCAGUGCUUUGAAAUACAGAAUCCUGUGUUUACCGUCAAUAUUUUAAAAGGAAGUUUGUAUAGAGCUAAUAAUAAAAAGUUUACCAGGAAUUGCACAGAGGUAACUCUCUGUACACGUUUUAGGGAACAUUUUAGGCGUUUUCAGUGGCCGCCGCCUCAAAAUAUUUACCUCUCUGACAUAUAGCAUCAGAGCUGGCCAAAUACGUGUUAAGGUUUGCUUUAUGAUGAACUUUACAUACAAAAUAGGGUGAUGUUUAUAUACAUUUUUAUUUUAAAAAUUGAGAGUGGAUGGCACUUUUAGUAAUUAAAAAAAUCCAUCCCAUUUUGGUUUAGAUGGGGGUUUAAAAAAGAUUCUCAAAGUAUAUUCGAUCAAGAGAUGCUGUUUUACAUAGGAAAUGAUAAAGAGAGACUUUGAGAGAGAUGGGUAAUUUCAUUUGCGCACCACAUCUGUGUUUAUGUGUUCAUGAACAUAAUGUUAAUUUUAGCCCGUUUUGAUACUGUCGGUGGCUAACAUAAAUUUAGAUAGCUGUAUUAAUUAUACAGAAAUCUUCUACCCUAGUCAGUCAUUUCUAAAAUAAACUAUUUAUAAUGACAGGCACUUUCUUAUUUUUACAGACAAAAUGAAAAAUUCGGUGUAAAACUCAAGGGAGCAAACAGUACAUUUAUUUGCAUUAGGCAGUAGUGUUUUUAAAUUCUGAUUGUACAUUUGCUGUUCACUUAAUUAGAUCAGUUUGAAGUUUAAAAACUGUUCCUCGGUACAGGGAUUGUAGCAGCUAUUAUUUAAGAGCUGUGAAUACAGUGAGAUUUUUUUUUUUUAAAUAGUUCAGAAUACAUAAUCUUUUAUUAGCUGCUAAGUGCUCGGCCAUUACUUUUCCUGCAAGUUGAAAAUGAUCAAUGUUAAAAGGUAAAUGGCACUAAUCGAUUUCGCACUACCCAUUGAAACUGCUUUCAUGAAUUGUAAGCACUGAUAUCAAAAAAGUAAAUAUUUAUUUAAAAUUAAAGUGUGAUACAUUUUGAUUGAUUAAAAUUGUGUAUGAAAAACCAGCAAGUCAAAGUUCUUUGCAAUCUUGGGCUGCCAGCUGUGAGUGUAAAUUGAUGAAUUCUAUCUCUUAACGUCUGCUUUGAAAGAUUGAAAUAAAUAGUUCCAGGUGGUUACUUCUAAUCUGAGCCCAUAUUACCUGAAAAGAUUGGAUCAGCUGCUUUGCUUUACCAACAAAGCACAGUGGCUUCCUGUUAUGAUGGUAUAUAAUAAAUAGGCACUGCUUGUAAAUGAAAUAUACUGACACACUGAGACUUGGGUUCAGGUUUGAACUGGAAAAAAAAUACUUGGGAAUUUCUUUAACUUUGCAUUACCUAAAAACACUACCCCUGCCAUUAGAACAUCGUUUUAUGCUUACAUAUGAAACAGCUUUGCAUGCAUGAACCAGGCCUGCAGUUUUGUGGGUAAGUUGUCUGCACACAAGCAAAUAGUAGCCCCUCUAGUUUUUUUAUGCAGUAGUUUUCCAUUAUUGAAACCCAGCUAUGUACCGAUAAUUAAAAUGUUACGAAACCUCCGAAUUUUAAAUAAUUAAAAUGUUUUUCACUCAUCAAGUUCAGAACACAAAAUAUCACACUUAAUUAUUUGUAUUUUAAUACUGAGAGAACCCAGUUACUCCCAAAUAUUUACAAACUAUUGUGUUUGUCUAUAUCUUCACUGUUUCAUUUUUUUUCAAUUUUAUUUUUUUAUUGAAUCUAAAAAAAUAAUUUUGAUAUAUUUGGUUUGGAAAUAGUUAAUUCAUGAGGCUUUUCUGGAUUGUAAAUUAUUUCUAGCAGGUAGUUUCAACCUUGUUUUUUUGCUGAGUUUAAUGUAGUUCUAGCUUUGCAACUGUGAGUGUCCAUAUCGUUAUUGUGUGUUUUAAUAAUAACUGGUGUACACUGAUAAUUGUUGCUGUAAGUGAAUUUGGAAAUAAAUUUUGGAAACAUAAUUGUCGUAAUUUAUUUUAUUCUUCAUUGUGCAUUUCAUCAGCUGACAAACUGCUUAUAACUAUUGUAUUUCUAGCACCAGACAAUUUAUCUGUUUGCAUCAUCAUCUUUUAAAAAAAAUUAUUAUAUGAAGAAAUUAAACUUAAAAUAAAUCC
Messenger RNA from Polyodon spathula (Mississippi paddlefish), 5033 nucleotides. RefSeq names its product microtubule-associated protein tau-like. Lineage: Eukaryota; Metazoa; Chordata; Actinopteri; Acipenseriformes; Polyodontidae. The record is from RefSeq and is a predicted model, not a curated record. Gene Ontology annotation, biological process: microtubule cytoskeleton organization; neuron projection development. Gene Ontology annotation, molecular function: microtubule binding. Gene Ontology annotation, cellular component: neuron projection. The transcript is spliced from 10 exons. Bases 332 to 1642 code for a protein of 436 amino acids.